UAAAGUAUAAGCAGACCGCCCCAUCAUGCUCGUCGGUGUGCCUUUCAUGCCGUGCCUGACUUGCAACGGGUCAACCAUAUUACGCUAAACCGGCCCGCCCGACCCCGACCCACGCCCAAGCUCUUGCAGUCCGCGAAACAAACGACUGCUUAUAACCGCACCAGUUCUCCCACCCUAAAACCCCUUCUCAGUUUCUCCCCUUCCCUCCUAAAACCCUUGACCUUUCUCUCUCUUCGCCACCCUCCAAUGGCGAACAACCGCACCGGAGGUUUCCUACUAAGCUCUCAAUCGGAGCUAAUACACAAAGAGAAGAAGGAGAAGAAAUCGAAAUCAGGUGGAUUUAAAUCCUACAAUAUUCGCCUUAAUGUUUUCAAAGCAAUCAAAAGGAAGGGUUACAAAGUACCAACCCCAAUUCAGCGCAAAACUAUGCCUGUCAUUCUCGCUGGCGCCAAUGUCGUCGCCGUGGCUCGUACUGGUUCUGGGAAAACGACGGCGUUUCUUAUCCCUAUGGAGAAAUUGAAGCAGCAUGUUCCUCAGCACGGUGUUAGGGCUUUGAUUUUGUCUCCUACUAGGGAUUUGGCUCUUCAGACUAUGAAACUUUGCAAGAAGUUGGGCCAUUACACAGAUCUUCGUAUCAGUCUUCUAGUUGGUGGGGAUUCAAUGGAAAACCAAUUCGAAAAAUUAGCUCAAAAUCCUGACAUCAUUAUCGCCACACCGGAUAAGCUGAUGCAUCAUUUGUCCAAGGUAGAUGACAUGAAACUUCGAACAGUGGAAUAUGUAGUCUUUGAUGAAGCGGAUACUUUAUUUGAUUCGGGUUUUACUGAGCAGUUGCAUAAAAUUCUAACACAGUUGAAUGAGAGUCGUCAAACUUUGCUUUUCACUGCAACAAUGCCAAGUGCUUUAACAGAGUUUGCUAAGGCUAGUCUACGAGAUCCUCAUCUUGUACGCCUAGACGUGGAUAAGAAAAUCAGUUCAGACUGUAAAUGUGUUUUCUUCACGUUGAACCAGGAAGAAAAACAAGCAGCAUUACUGUAUUUGAUUAGGGAAGUAAUCAGUCCUAAUCAGAAAACCUUAAUCUUUGUUUCCACUAAACACCAUGCAGAGUUUCUCAGAGUGUUGCUUUCAUUGGAGGGUAUUGAGUCUAGUGUUUGCUAUGGUGAUAUGGACCGAGAAACUCACGAAAUUAGCAUCUCAAAGUUCAGAUCAGGAGAAAUAAAGACACUAAUUGUUACAGAUGUGGCUUUUAGAGGUAUGGAUAUUCCUUUGCUUGAUAAUGUAAUUAAUUGGGAUUUUCCUUCAAAUCCGAAAAUGUUUGUGCACCGUGUUGGAAGAGUAGCUAGCAGGGGCGGCGGAGAAGGGGUGCGAGUGGGGCGAUCGCACAGGGCCCCCCGAUAAAAAGGGCCCCCUAAAUUAAGUAUAUAUAGUAUUAAGGUGCAUAUAACAAACAGAAGUUAACUUGACUUAGUGGUAGGUGCUGAAUGAUACCACGCAAAUGGUCGGGGUUCGAUUCCCUCUUAAGCAUGUUUGGGCGUGCUUUUUUGAAAUAAAAGCAGUCAAUUAGUCAAUUGAGCCCAUUAAUACUUUGUCCUUCUCUUUUCUCUUUAAUUUUGGGGUUUUUUUCCCUUAAUGUUUCCUCCUGUUUUGUUUCUUUUUCCUAUAUUUUUAUAUCCAUCCUAAUUUCUAGAA
Messenger RNA from Spinacia oleracea (spinach), 1686 nucleotides. Its product is annotated as putative DEAD-box ATP-dependent RNA helicase 29. Gene Ontology annotation, cellular component: cytosol. NCBI's taxonomy places the organism in Eukaryota, Viridiplantae, Streptophyta, Magnoliopsida, Caryophyllales, Amaranthaceae. Gene Ontology annotation, molecular function: nucleic acid binding; ATP binding; RNA helicase activity. The record is from RefSeq and is a predicted model, not a curated record.